This is a messenger RNA of Angiostrongylus costaricensis, 222 nucleotides long. The record is from the annotation of a GenBank genome assembly. Lineage: Eukaryota; Metazoa; Nematoda; Chromadorea; Rhabditida; Metastrongylidae.
AUGCAUCUCAUGGGCACGGACAUAUUGGGAAAUCCCGAAAGCAUCCCAGAAGACGCGAUAAGGCAAGACGUCAGUCGUAAUAAACUUCAUCCUGGUAUUUUUGGAAAGGUUGAUAUGCGAGUAUUCCAUUUGAAUAAGAAUCACUUCUAUUGUUCAACCGUGAACGUUGAUCGGAUGGUCGUUUGGUUCGGAAAUGAUCGACGAUCAAGCCACACCUACUAA